AGAAAGAUCAGGUUUAUGGAAUAUUAUAGAAUGGUAACUUUGUCCGUGAUUCAAUUAAGGUUGUGUAAUAUCAAAAAAGUCAGUCUACAGUUUACAUUAUGCUGGAAUUAGAUAGUGCUGAUGUGGUCUUCAUGUGAGUGAAAUUGAUUGGAGUCUGUGGAAAUAAUAAUUUAGAGGAAGCACUAUGCAGUACACAAGCUUGGUACCCUUUCUACUUCUGGCGUCGUUUCAGUCUAUAGUAAUAUCCCAGUCAACGCUGAGCGACAAUGCUGGCAAAACUUCACCGUUAGUUGUGACAACUGAGAAACUGAGCAUGGCUGAAAAAAUACAGAAUGCAUUCAAGUUUAUGAUGCUUCCAACACCAACAACGCCAGCUGCAGAAACUCAAAAAUAUCCGACAACGACUCCAGUGAUGUCAAAGGACGAUGCCACUACAGAAUACGACUUUUUCACGGUAUUUGAGACUACAAAUGAGUCACCAACGGAAGAUGUGGUAGAAGUGCAAUCAACAAGAACUCUACCUGUUACAACCCCUUCCGGUACAAAAAUGAGCACAAAUUCCACCCAGACAACGACAAGUGGAAAUAACGGAACGACUGAUUAUGUCUACGAUUUCAUCACAGUUUUGGCAUCAACAUUUGAACCAGAAGAUGAAGAGUACCAAACUACCACUGCUCCUUCCACAACUAUAAAGGUACUGUUCAAUACAACAACUGCUGGAGAAACGAGCGCGGUGUCUACCAAUAACAAGCCAAAAAAACCUGGUUUCAAUUUUGUUCUGCUGAAUAAUCCAACAACCAGAGAAGUUUCUAUUCCUUCAACUACGACAACAACAGCCGUGACCAAGGCUACUACCGAGAUCGAUAACGAGGAACAAACCACCGAUUUCGCGUUCAUGACAGUCUUCGAGACGACAGAGGAACCUGGCAAGGAGAAAGUUACCACUCCCGUGGCAACCACAACGUCUUCGACAAGAAGGCGAACUGUGCCAACACCUAAAACGACUCGAUCGACAACAAACGUACCCGCUCGAAAGACAACAUUGCCGAAACGCCCGAAAACAACUCCAAAGAGGACUGAAAAUGGUGAUUCUGUAUAUGAAUUUAAAAACACCGGCAUCAAAUUCAUUAUCAAAUCGAGCACUGCAUCGCCCAAGACAAAAAAGAAAACAUCAAGUCCUACGAAAAAGCCCAAAUUUUCAGCAAAAACGGACCACCCUGAGAUUUGGGAGAGUUUGUUUACAACCGAUGAAGCAAACGGUGGCAUCGCUAUCGGUGGGGAAUUUAUUGAUGGUAUCAUCAAAGAUGAUUAUCAAACUGAAGCACCCGUGGUUGCGGGUGUGCCGUGGAAUGAAUCCUACUUUCCGCAACCUGCCAAAUUUUGGGCAAAACAUUGGUACUGGAUUCUGAUAAUUCUGUUGCUGAUCAUAUUCCUCUUCAUUAUACCGGGAUUCUUCUGUCAGAUUUACUUGUCAAAAUGGUGUAAAAAGAGAAAAUUACAAGAAUUCUUUAGGAAAAGAUCUCCGACAUUUACUUUCGAUAGAAUUGGACGUGGAAUUGGAAUUGGAAGAAAGAAAACGGUCUCCGAAAAAGAAGACAAUUACAUUGAUGUAGAGAAAGGACACGAGUCAUCAUCGUUUUCCUCGUCAGGCGUCAGUUCGCAAAGUGCACGUAAGUCCUCCGUGUCUUCAAUUCACACCCCUCCUGCGGCCAGCGUUCAUGCAGCUGAUAUUGAUCAUCAUCGAAGCCACGAAAGUAAAACAACCGAACAGAUAGUUUCCACUUCUGAAAAUGCUACUGUUAUUUUCAUUCCUGAUCCGAUGAGCAAUGUUCGAAUCACUGCGUUAUCUGGGUCACAUAUGGAGUCAGUGUCACAACCUAACCAGUCACCGUCAUUUGAUUUUCCUGAACCUGUGAUGGACGACUCAAACCAUCCUCCACCCAUGUCGGACGUACCAGCCUCUAUUCGUUCACAAUCUGAUAUUGGUCUUGACAUUGGUAACGAGGCUAUCAUAAAAUCUAACAAUAUGACAAAUUUACCAACAGCUGUACCGUUACAGCCCCCUCAUAGACCACCUAAGCCAGAACACAUGGCUCCUAAACCAGCCCCCGGUAUCAUUGCCCCUGAAAAUAGACCUAAAAGGCGCUCGAAAAAAAAGAAGCCAACGAAGAAGAAUUCUGAUAAAUUACGAAACGAAGGUCCACCAUCAAGACGACAUCGUGACAAAAAAGACGAUUCGGAAGCGCCACAGCAGCGUAAACGACGUACGCGAGAGAGGACUGAAGACCGUUCCACUAAAAAGUCUAAAAAUAGCACCAAGAAACGGCCUACAAGAUCAACGGAAAAACAUGUUUCAAGCACACAGUCAUUAAUGCAUGCUGCAAAGAGUUUGGAAGAUAUAUUAGACUCGAUAACGAAAUUAACUCGUGAAUAUCCAGUGCCAGAUUUACCAGAAUUAAGUCGGCCCGUAAAAGAGAGAAAAUCACCACAGGAAAAGACACAUCGGCCGCAAAAUACUGAUCGCGUACAUAAAAAUAUUGAUGAUGGUGGAAAAGACCCUGAACAAAAUGAGAGGCAGAUACCUGAUAAAGAUAUGAUGCGUAGAAAACAGAAAAGAACAAAACAUUGGGCCACUGAGCAACAGAAAAUUGAUCGAAGUCGAGACAAAAAGCACAGAAAAGAGGAAAAACAACAAAAGAGAUCACCUAGUUCAAGACGACGAAAGAAAAAAGAGGGGCGACAGAAAACGAAGAAAGAGAAAACGAGAACGCCACGCGGUGAAAUAGAGGAAAAGAAAGAGCCUAAGAAAAAGGUUCCCACUCUCAAGAAGGAAGAUGUUACACCACAAGAUAGAACAAAGCAAGAGCGAAGGAGAUUGAGACUCGAAAGAGAUUUGAAAAAAUUACAGAAGUAUCACAAUACUGUUGCAAAGAAAGAGGAAGAAAGUGCAGAAUCUGUUGCGGACUAGUGAUGUGUAUAUACUUAAACAAAAAAUUAUUUCCAAAAGAAUUUGGAAAUAAAGUCGUCAUUUUAUGGCAAGAAAAUAGCCAGCUCACUGUGUGUUGAAACAGUUAAUCUAAUUGGCUUAAAUGCCAUGUCGUCUGGUUACUUAGUUUAUUUUUGUCUGAAAUUUUAAUAGCCUCGUUGGUAUGCCAAAACAAAUGGACGUUUCCCCGACCCUUGACCCCCGGAAUUCUCUCUAUACUUUACCAUUGAAACAUUUUCAACGCUUAGUUUGAGUGUUUUGGAGAGUUGGCUCUUACAAAUCGGCUCACAUGUUCAAAACUAUCCUUUCCAUUCAAAACAUUAAACCAAGUGCCGCUUGAAGAUAAUUUUAUCGCAGCCCUUGCAGUAUCAAUUUUUGAAUAUUGCAACUAAACUAAAGCUCUUCAGAAGACACAAUCACUAUUAUUGUAAUUGAUUUACAACUAUUUUUGGAAACACAACUGAAAACUAUCAAACGA
This is a messenger RNA of Styela clava, 3464 nucleotides long. RefSeq lists its product as uncharacterized. The record is from RefSeq and is a predicted model, not a curated record. NCBI's taxonomy places the organism in Eukaryota, Metazoa, Chordata, Ascidiacea, Stolidobranchia, Styelidae.